CUCUAUCAUUCUGUCAUUCCCCAUUUGACAAUAAACUACUACAACUUGUAGUUAAAGCUUCAGUUGGUAGACUCACCUUCCACCUCCUCCAGUUUCGAAUUCGUCAACCCAAUAUUUUCUAUUCAUAUCUUCAAUUAUCAAACACCCUUUUGAUUCUUGGUUCCUCCCUUUUUUGUCUCUCAUCCCCCAACAUACAUAUAUAUGGAGUAUGUGUUGUACUCCACUCUUGUUUUCAUUUCUUAUCACUGUUCCAUUGAGAAUAUUUUGAGGAAUUCUUUUCCGCAGUUGAAGUUGAAAGAUUUCUAUGAAGACUGGGAAAUAAGGCGAAAUCAGGAAUUCAAGUGUUAAGACGCCUUUUUGGAUUGAACUCCUAGAGACAAAAUCGUGCUGACAAUACCUUUGCAGUUGAACCUGGGCCAUUGAGUUGCUUUUUCUUGUAAUUCUAAUGGAUAAUUUUAGUUGUACUAGCAACUCCAUGGUGUCUGUUCUUUUUCUGGUGGUUUUGGGUUUACAGUUGCAUAGAAAUGAAGCGUUUGGGACAUUCGGAUUCGAUAUCCACCAUAGGUAUUCUGAUCCGGUGCACAGUAUUUUGGACCUUAAUCAGCUGCCUCAAAAAGGUAGCAUUGAGUAUUAUUCAGCUUGGACUCAACGUGAUCACCUUAUCAAGCGUCGCCGGCUUGCUGGCACCGGAGGUCCUACUCCGUUGCCAGUCACAUUCGCCGGAGGAGGAAACAAAACUGUUCUACUCAGUUCUCUGGGAUUUUUGCAUUAUGCAAAUGUGACAUUGGGUACACCUGGGCAAUCAUUUCUGGUGGCACUUGACACUGGCAGUGACUUAUUUUGGCUACCAUGUAACUGCAGCAGCUGCGCCCAUUCACUUGUGACAGAUUCUGGAAGACAUAUAGAUCUCAACGUUUACAACCUUAAUACAUCAUCGACAAGCAAUAUCGUUCCCUGCAAUGGCACUCUGUGUGGACAAAGAAGACAAUGUUCAUACACACAUAGUGCAUGUGGUUAUGUUGUUGCAUAUCUCUCCAAUAAUACCUCAUCUUCAGGGGUACUGGUACAAGACAUCUUGCACUUACAAACAGAUAAUACUCAACAAAAAAGUGUUGAGGCACCAAUUACCCUGGGGUGUGGGAUGAAACAAACUGGUGCAUUCUUGAAUGGUGCGGCUCCCAAUGGUCUAUUUGGACUUGGUAUGGACAGUGUAUCUGUUCCUAGCAUUUUAGCCAGCAAAGGUCUUGCUGCAAAUUCCUUUUCCAUGUGCUUUGGGGCUGAUGGAAUUGGAAGAAUAGAGUUUGGAGACAAAGGGAAUCCAGGCCAAGGAGAAACACCAUUCAAUCUUGAACAACCACACCAAACUUACACUAUAAGCUUGACCAGAAUAACCGUGGAAAACAAGAACAUUGAUGUUGAUUUCACAGCCAUAUUUGACACUGGUACCUCAUUCACAUACUUAAAUGAUCCAGCUUACACAGUCAUUACAGAGAAUUUCAAUUCCCAGGCAAAAGAGCAACGUAUUCAACCUACUGUCCAAGUUCCUUUUGAGUACUGCUAUGGCAUAAGUGCAAAUCAGACUGCCUUUGGAAAUCCUGAUGUAAAUUUGAUACUGAAAGGUGGCGACCAGUUUUACCUUUUUGAUCCAAUCAUAACAUUGUCGCUUCUGGACGGAUCCAAAGCAUAUUGUUUAGCUGUUGUCAGAAGUGGGGAUGUCAACAUCAUUGGACAAAAUUUUAUGACUGGCUACCGGGUGGAGUUUGACCGGGAAAAGAUGGUUUUGGGCUGGAAGUCAUCUGAUUGUUAUGAUUCUAAGGAAUCCAAAAGUACUACUCUGCCGAUCAACAAGCAAAAGCCUACUGAAGCGUCUACUCCUAACAGUGUGGAGCCUGAGGCCACCAGAGGAAUUGGAAAUGGCACUGCUAGGACAACUCCAGCUUUUCCAUCAUCUACACCUACAGGAAACCAUGCAACACAGUUGAAUUCCUUCGUUUGCACGCUAGUGAUGACUCUGUUUUCCACUUUUAGCUAUUAUUUGAUUAUUAUUUCUUCAUGAGACAUCUCUUCACCUGUAUUAUAGUGAGUUUAAUUGGUCGUAUAGAAACUUCAAAGUGUACAAAACA
Messenger RNA from Nicotiana tabacum (common tobacco), 2123 nucleotides. Its product is annotated as aspartyl protease family protein 1-like. Gene Ontology annotation, biological process: proteolysis. NCBI's taxonomy places the organism in Eukaryota, Viridiplantae, Streptophyta, Magnoliopsida, Solanales, Solanaceae. The record is from RefSeq and is a predicted model, not a curated record. Gene Ontology annotation, molecular function: aspartic-type endopeptidase activity.